CUGCAUGUUGUAGAGUAUUGGAUGGAAAUAACAAAUUUGUUGUUGCUAUUGCGAGGUUGCAUGGCAAUUUACAGUUUGAGGAGGAGCGCAUAGUGAUAGGUGAUCCUUUGACCAAAACGGUUUCAUGUAGUUGUGAGAUGUUUAAUAGGACAGGAGUCUUGUGUGCACAUGGUCUAAAAGUGCUUGAUUUGAUGAACAUAAAGACAUUGCCAGCACAUUAUGUCUUGAAGAGGUGGACUAGAGAAGCUCGCAAUGGAAGUAUACAAGAUAGACAAGGAAGGAAUGUGGUAGAAAAUCCAAAAAUGGAAGCUGAACUUCGAUACAAGGAUUUGUCUCAUAAAUUUCACAAAAUGGCACAAGAAGCAGCCAACUCUCCACAAUGUUGUAUUCUAUUGGAUAAAGCACUUGAUUCCGUCGCUCCGCAUAUACAUGAUUUACUCAAUGCAUCCACUAGUGCCAUGAAUGAACUAUGUAAAGAUAAAGAGAAUGUUGACCCAAAUGUGCAGCAAGUAGAUGAGUUGCUUAGAUCUGCAUGGCUGAAGAAAAAAGAGGUUCAGUCAAAGAACUUAAGGAGAAAGAAAAAUUGGCUUGAUAAGUUACUCAAGGGGAAGCACAGAGUAACUAAAGGACCAACAAAACAGGGAGAAAAGCCACAAAGGAAGAAGGAUGGUGUGCAACAAAAGAAAAAAGAUUGUGUGCAGCCUCAAGUAGAAGUGGAGAAGUAUGACAACAACAAAGAAGUUAAUUUGGUGCUUCAAGAGUGCAAUAAUAUUAUGAGUUUCACCCAGCUCUUGACGACUGACCAUGAUAAUCUGUUCUAGCAUGGAAGCUCCUUAGAUAAUAUUUUGUACAUGGUGGGGAUGAUGAUGAUUAUCUGUUCUAGCAUGGAACUUGUUAGAUAGUAUUUU
Messenger RNA from Triticum urartu, 908 nucleotides. The record is from RefSeq and is a predicted model, not a curated record. Lineage: Eukaryota; Viridiplantae; Streptophyta; Magnoliopsida; Poales; Poaceae.